UAUGUUGAUAUUAUGGAGCUACAACACAAACAAACAGAGCGAACUCUCGUCAAUCCGAUGUUUGGCGUUAUAACUCCAUAACAAAAACUAUAUUCAUGUUACUACUUGAAAAGCCAAACAAGUACAGAGAUAUUGCACAACAAUACGGUGCACUUGAUUUGAAAGACUCGAUAACGCCGGCACACUUUCCUUAUCUAUUUAGUUCAAUCUAGUGUACUCGCUGAGCGAUACUUCCCCGGGUCUCGUUAUCGCCUUUCGUCCCUCUCUAGAGCCUGCUAUCACUGACAAUGGACUCGCAAAUAAGUAUAAGACUCACCUUGUGCUGUUUUGCUGUCAUUUUUGGCUUAACAGAUGCUGGGCAGAUAUGUGGCUCGUGCAGCCUAACUGUUGAACCACGUGACUGUAACGUCGUGACAGAAUGUGGUGACCACGAGGAAUGUCUAGUUCACGAGUACCUGACACCUGCCGGUCUCAAGCGGUACGAUAUAGGAUGCGAGUCAUCUUUUAGAUGCCAUGGACUAGGGAAAAGGUCCGAAGAGUCAACCUUGGAUUUAAGUGGAGAAAAGAAGAGUCUUGACAACAGAAUUACAUUGUGUAAAACUUGUUGUAACAGCACAAAGAUGUGUAACACGAUAGACGGGCUCUGUAAUUCUCAAAGACUCAAUACAUAUGGAGCCCUGAUCUGUUAUAACUGUGAGCAGAUGGAACAACCCGAUAGAUGUGACAGAAUAAAACUAUGUGGUAUAGACAACCAAUGUUAUAUUGGAAAGAAGCAGAAUGAUCUGUCUGGACAUUGGCUAUGGGAGAGCAGAUGUGGCGAAAACUCCACAGAAUGUAAAACUCUGGCUGCAACGAAUGCUCUUCUCGCUCCUAUAGUAGGCAAAAGACAAUCGGGCAACCUGUGUGCGUCAUGCUGCGCAACCGACCGUUUGUGUAAUUCCCAGUGCACACCGCCAACAAUUGGUCACCAAACGCAAGCUCCGAGUAAUACAAAACCGCCGACGCAUGCGCCAACGCACGCACCGAAACAAACAACCACACAUUUGCCGCAUACCCAUGCGCCAGCACACCAAACGCAUGCACCAGCACAUCAAACGCAUGCGCCAGCACACCAAACGCAUGCACCAGCACACCAAACGCAUGCGCCAGCACACCAAACGCAUGCACCAGCACACCAAACGCAUGCCCCACUGUCGAAACCAGUUAUAACGUUUGUGACGAGACCAACCGACGUCAAGAAGGGAUCAUACCUCCGUCUCACGUGCAGCGCGACUGGUAACCCAACACCAACUCUCCUCUGGAACUUCUUCGCAAUUGGCGAUGUAUCACCAACAAAUGUCGUAGUGUCGAACAACGGUGCCGACAUAACUAUAGGUCCUGUGACCGAACAUAACUACGGACACUACGCCUGCAGGGCGAUUAACUCAGAAGGCAAGGAUACACGAUUUGUUGAUGUUUUGGAACAUGGACCAAGUGGCCCGUAAAUAUGUCAAAUAAUAUUUUCAAAAUAAAUCUUUAUUUUCGACCAAA
This is a messenger RNA of Pecten maximus, 1530 nucleotides long. RefSeq lists its product as uncharacterized. The record is from RefSeq and is a predicted model, not a curated record. Lineage: Eukaryota; Metazoa; Mollusca; Bivalvia; Pectinida; Pectinidae. The coding region runs from base 288 to 1484 and encodes 398 amino acids. The transcript is spliced from 10 exons.